AGUGCAUCCGUACACGGGUAACUAUCACAGAAGGUAGCGUAUACAAUUCACUGAGUUUAGCAAUUUGUCACUGUAGGUGAGAUAUUCAUAAAUACGGAAAAUCAUACGACUCCGAAACACUGUGCGUCCAAAUUUAAACACCGUCUUAGCAUUAAACAAGUUGGUGACGUAAAAUCGUGAUAAAAUAUAUGGGCAGAGACCCGUUCCUGAUGACCGCCUCUCGAUUCCGGGUAUGUGUUCAAUGAAUGGUACGGUGUAGUGACAUUCAUGUAGUCGUCCGUCGCACGCGUGUUCCUGAUUUCGCUACUUUCGAUGACUUGUGGGACGUAAAACGAUUUACUGGAACUUUUAAGUGAAACAUUCCUAAAAAAAAUUUGAAUUUGGAUUAUAAGUUAACUUAUAAAUUUGUAUACUUCUGGAUUAAAUACAUUCGACUGACUGGUAAUAAGGGUCGACACCAUGGCGAGGAACUGGCCAGUUCUGGCAAGGCUACUUCUAUUAUUGUUCCUCAUUGUCAAUCUAAACACGUCUGUCGUAUUCACAAGUACCUCUACUACUGAAACUCCUACUACAACCACAGAAACUACAGACGCUGCAUCCACAGCUUCAACCGCAGACAAUGCAACCACAGCUUCAACCACAGCGUCAACCACAGAUGCUGCAACCACAGCCUCAACCACAGAUGCUGCAACCACAGCGUCAACCACAGAUGCUGCAACCACAGCUUCAACAACUGACGCUUCAACCACAGCUUUAAGCACAGAUGCUGCAACCACAGAUUCAACCACAGACGCUUCAACCACAGCGUCAACCACAGAUGCUGCAACCACAGCUUCAACAACUGACGCUUCAACCACAGAUUUAAGCACAGAUGCUGCAACCACAGAUUCAACCGCAGACGCUUCAACCACAGCGUCAACCACAGAUGCUGCAACCACAGCUUCAACCACAGACGCUGCAACCACAGCCUCAACCACAGACGCUGCAACCACAGCUUCAACCACAGAUGCUGUAACCACAGUUUCAACAACUGACGCUGCAACCACAGCUUCAACCACAGACGCUGCAACCACAGCGUCAACCACAGACGCUGCAACUACUUCAACAAGUACACAAUCAGCUACAACGUCCGAAGCGUUAACUACCACUGACCCAACCACAACCACUGUACUAGAUACUACAAGUACAACUGCAGCACCAGCCACAACUACGGAAGCACCAACCACAACCACUGAAGCACCAACCACAACCACUGAAGCACCGACCACAACCACUGAAGCACCGACCACAACUACUGAAGCGCCUACCACAACCACUGGAGCACCGACCACAACAACUGAAGCACCAACCACAACUACGGAAGCAUCAACCACAACUACUGAAGCGCCUACCACAACCACUGAAGCACCGACCACAACUACUGAAGAGCCUACCACAACAACUAACGCACCAACCACAACCACUGACGCACUAACCACAACCACUGAAGCAUCAACCACAACCACUGAUGCUCCAACCACUUCCACUGAAGCAACAACCACGACUUCUGAAGCAGAUACUACAAGUACAACUGUGCCAUCGACUACAACUGCAGCACCAACCACAACUACGGAAGCACCAACCACAACCACUGAAGCUCCAACCACAACCACUGAAGCUCCAACCACAACCACUGAGGCUCCAACCACAACCACUGAAGUGCCUACCACAACCACUGAAGCUCCAACAACAACCACUGAAGCAACAACCACGACUUCUGAAGCAGAUACUACAAGUACAACCGUGCCAUCAACUACAACUGCUGAACCGACCACAACCACUGCAUCACCAACAACAACUACGGAAGCACCAACCACAACCACUGAAGCUCCAACCACAACUACUGUAGCACCAACCACAACUACUGAAGCACCAACUACAACCACUCAGGCUCUAACCACUACAACUGAAGCACCAACCACAACUACUGAAGCACCAACCACGGAAGCACCAACCACAACCACUGAAGCACCAACCACAACCACUGAACACCGACUACAACUACUGAAGCGCCAACAACAACCACUGAAGCACCAACUACAACCACUGAAUCACCAACAACAACCACUGAAAAACAAACCACAACCACUAAAGCACCAACCACAACCACUGAAGCAUACUACAAGUACAACUGUGCCAUCGACUACAACUGCUGAACCGACCACAACUACGGAAGCACCAACCACAACUACUGAAGCACCAACUACAACCACUGAGGCUCCAACCACUACAACUGAAGCACCAACCACAACUACUGAAGCACCAACUACAACCACUGAACCUCCAACCACAACCACCAACCACAACAACUGA
Mizuhopecten yessoensis (Yesso scallop) is the source of this 2352-nucleotide messenger RNA. RefSeq names its product mucin-5AC-like. NCBI's taxonomy places the organism in Eukaryota, Metazoa, Mollusca, Bivalvia, Pectinida, Pectinidae. Bases 460 to 2352 code for a protein of 630 amino acids. The record is from RefSeq and is a predicted model, not a curated record. The transcript is spliced from 10 exons.